Messenger RNA from Phlebotomus papatasi, 3654 nucleotides. RefSeq lists its product as uncharacterized. Gene Ontology annotation, biological process: proteolysis; DNA integration. The record is from RefSeq and is a predicted model, not a curated record. NCBI's taxonomy places the organism in Eukaryota, Metazoa, Arthropoda, Insecta, Diptera, Psychodidae. Bases 1 to 3654 code for a protein of 1217 amino acids. The transcript is spliced from 2 exons. Gene Ontology annotation, molecular function: nucleic acid binding; aspartic-type endopeptidase activity.
AUGCCCACCACGAGGUCUGAAGGCACUUCAGCUGGUGCAAGUGCAAGCAAACCCACUGAGAUGGAAAUUCUCACCAAAAUUCUUCAGACUCAGCAAGAACAAUUGAAGGAAAUUUCAAGAAAAUUGCUGAUGGAUAAGGUUAUGCCACCAAUGACUCCAGAUUUAUUGGAAUCUUUGGCAAACUCAUGCUCUACAUUUACACAUGAUCCGGAAACAGGGCUUACGUUUGACAUUUGGUACAAACGUCACAAAGGAAUCUUUUUAGAGGAUGGCUCCGCGCUCUCAGAUGGCGCUAGAGUGCGAUUGUUACUCCGAAAGCCUGAUUCAUCAUCUUUUUCACGCUAUGCCCGUUUCAUUCUGCCCAAAGAGCCCAAAGAUCUGAACUAUGAGGAGACUGCGAAGAAUUUAGAAUCACUUUUUGGACCAGAAGAGUCACUAUUUCGUGCCAGAUACAACUAUGUGAAAAAUUUAUCACUGUCCAAUGAUGCCUUCAAAGCUCUUAUCUACCUAGCGGGACUGAGGAGUGAAAAAGAGAGCUCACUUCGAACUCGUUUGCUGAACAAGCUAGAGACAGAAGAUGUGAGCAAAAUCAACUUACAGUUCAUGCUAAAUGAAUCCAAGCGACUCUCUAGAGUGCAAGAGGAUGCUAGCGUGCUAGAAAGAGAACAAAAAUCGGUGAAGGUCGUUCAGAGGAACAAGUACCAGAAUCCAAAAAAAUCAUCUCAAAAGUCACAACAAUCAUCGUCAUCCAAACCGGGAUAUUCUGCAAAUUCAAAACAAAUACCCAAAACACCAUGCUGGAAUUGUGGCGCAAUGCAUUUUUCUUCCGAAUGCACUUAUGCUCAGCAUAAAUGUAAGGAUUGCAAUUCCAUUGGGCACAAAGAAGGCUACUGCUCCUGUUCAAAACGUGCUAAUUCCAAGAAGACCAAGGAUAAUAGGAAAAAUUCACAGUCAUUCAACACCAACAUUGUUUACACUGUGGGCAAAACACUUGUGAAUGAGAGGCGUUUCAUCACUGUGUCGAUCAACGGGAUAUCUGUGAAUCUUCAAUACGAUUCAGGUGCAGAUAUUUCCAUCAUCUCAAAAGACACAUGGGAAAAAAUUGGUGCACCACACCUCAUGCAAACCAAUUCUUCUGUACGAGAUGCUCAAUCAAAUCUCAUUCCUAUUCAGGGAAAAUUCUCUACUGAUGUCAAACUUCAAGAUGAUUCAGCCUAUGGGACAUUUUAUGUCACAAACACACACGAAUGCAAUUUAUUUGGCAUUGAUCUCAUAACAACAUUCAAAUUAUGGGACAAAGCUCCAUCAACUUUUUGCCGUGUGAUGAAAGUUCCAUCAAUAAAUAAAGCUGAAUCCAUUCAAACACUCAAAGACGAAUUUUCUGAAGUUUUCACUGAAUCCUUAGGUCUCUGCACAAAAAUUUCUGCAAAACUCCACCUGAAGCCUGACGCUGUUCCUGUUUUUCGUCAGAAACGUCCAGUUCCAUUCCAUCUGAUGGAGACAAUUGAGGAAGAGCUCCAGCGUCUUCAAAAUCUGGAUAUCAUAACACCAGUAGAGUCAUCAGAUUGGGCAGCUCCCAUUGUUGCUGUUCGCAAAUCAAAUGGAAAAAUUAGACUAGUUGGAGAUUAUUCCACGGGGCUAAAUGAUUGUUUGGAACCAAGUCAAUAUCCCAUUCCAUCAGCCACUGAAGUCUACAACAAACUCACGUCUGGGCAAGUAUUCAGUAAAAUUGAUUUAUCUGAUGCUUAUCUACAGAUCAAGGUGGAUGAUGAUGCUCGGAAAAUGCUCACGAUACACACACACAAGGGGCUUUUCAAUUUCAAUCGUCUAUGCCCAGGAGUGAAGGCUGCCCCAGGUAUUUUCCAACAGAUUGUAGAGCAAAUGGUGCUAGGAAUUGACGGUGUAGCUGUUUAUUUCGAUGACAUCGCCAUUGCAUCUCGCUGUGAGGAAUCUCACCUGAAGACACUCAGAGCUGUACUCACGAGACUUCGUGAUUAUGGUUUCCACAUCCGCUUGGAGAAAUGUCAAUUUUUCCUACCAGAAAUCAAGUUUCUGGGCAACAUCAUCGACCAGACAGGAUGUCGUCCGGAUCCUGAGAAAAUUCAAGCCAUAUCUCAGAUGUUGCCACCCAGAGAUGUUGGAGAACUGAGGUCGUUCCUUGGAGCAAUCAAUUACUACUCCAAGUUCAUCAAGGAAAUGAGUCACUUGAGAUCUCCCAUGGAUGAUCUUCUCAAGUCAGAUGCCAAGUGGAAUUGUUCUCAAGAUUGUCAAAAAUCUUUCGAUCGAUUCAAGGAGAUUUUAUCCUCAGAUCUCGUCCUAAUUCAUUAUUUUCCGGAGAGACCAGUGGAAGUAUCAGCCGAUGCAUCAUCCAAGGCUCUGGGAGCUCAAAUUUCACACAAAUUCCCGGAUGGUUCAGAGAAAGUGAUUGCCUACGCGAGUCGCUCAUUGACAAAAGCUGAGCGCAAUUACAGUCAAAUUGAACGUGAAGCCCUGGCUCUGAUUUUUGCGGUUACCAAGUUCCACCGUUACAUCUACGGUAAAAAGUUCACAUUAUUCACGGACCACAAGCCUCUUCUAGCCAUUUUUGGUUCGAAGAAGGGCAUUCCUGUGCAUUCAGCGAAUAGAAUCCAAAGAUGGGCCCUCACUCUGCAGUCCUAUGACUUUGAUAUUCGCUACACAUCAACCCGAGAAUUUGGACACGUGGAUGUACUUUCACGUCUUAUGAAUUCCCACCAUCAACCUGAAGAAGAUUACAUCGUGGCCUGUGCACAGUUGGAAGGAGAGAUCAGCAGCAUUGUGGAUGAUAACUUCAGGCAUCUCCCACUCACUUUCAACAAGGUUCGGAAGGCAACUUCCCAGUGCAGGAUUCUUCAGGAUGUGAAGAAGUACAUUCUUGAAGGAUGGCCACCCACAGGACACAAUUUCACUAACAGGGAAGUGUCAUUGUUUUACAAGGUAAAAGACUCACUCUCACUGAUUCGUGAUUGUCUUUUUUAUAGAGAUCGCCUGGUGAUUCCGCCCACUUUCCGUGACAUGGUUCUGAGAAAGCUUCAUGAAGCUCAUCCUGGCAGAGAACGCAUGACAUCUCUUCCACGUUGCUAUGUAUAUUGGCCAGGCAUCGACUCAGACAUCAAGGAUUUAGUCCGGAAAUGUGAUGAUUGUGCGGUUGUGGCAAAAUCACCAGGGAAAACGACUCUAUAUUCUUGGCCAAUUCCUUCGCAGCCCUGGUCGAGGCUUCAUAUCGAUUAUGCGAAUUUCCAAGGGCAUGAUUUUUUCAUAAUCAUUGACGCCUAUUCAAAGUGGCCGGAAAUUUUCCGAAUGACUUCGAUGACUACGAGUGCCACUCUCACAAAAUUGUCAGAGACAUUCUCACGAUGGGGUUUUCCUCGCAUCAUAGUUUCCGACAAUGCCACAAAUUUCACGUCCACUCAGUUCCAGUCAUACUGCAAGGAUCACGGGAUUCAAAACCUGAGGAUUGCGCCAUUCCAUAGCCAAUCGAAUGGACAAGCUGAGAGGAUGGUGGACUCGUUGAAGAGAGCUCUAGCAAAAUUACACAAGCAUACUGUGGAUGAAGCUCUUCAGUUUUUUUAUCAUCAUAUCGUGCCACACCAAAUCCAAGCGCGCCUGAUGGAAAAUCGCCAGCUGAGAUCAUGA